Messenger RNA from Varanus komodoensis (Komodo dragon), 2514 nucleotides. It is a transcript of the gene GOSR1, whose product is annotated as golgi SNAP receptor complex member 1. The transcript has 9 exons. Bases 31 to 801 code for a protein of 256 amino acids. Gene Ontology annotation, biological process: endoplasmic reticulum to Golgi vesicle-mediated transport; vesicle fusion. Gene Ontology annotation, molecular function: SNAP receptor activity. Lineage: Eukaryota; Metazoa; Chordata; Lepidosauria; Squamata; Varanidae. The record is from RefSeq and is a predicted model, not a curated record. Gene Ontology annotation, cellular component: Golgi membrane; SNARE complex; Golgi medial cisterna.
CGCGCCGCCGGGUGACGUUGGAGCGCAGAAAUGGCGGCGGCGGCGGCGGCGGCGGGCGGCGGCAGCAACUACUGGGAGGAUCUGAGGAAGCAGGCCCGGCAGCUGGAGAACGAGCUGGACCUCAAGCUGGUCUCCUUCAGCAAGCUGUGCACCAGUUACAGCCACAGCAACUCUCGGGAUGCAAGGCGCGACCGGCACAGCUCUGACACUACCCCUCUCCUGAACGGAUCGAGCCAAGACCGAAUGUUCGAAACGAUGGCCGUGGAAAUCGAGCAGCUCCUGGGGAAGCUCACCGGGGUCAAUGACAAAAUGGCCGACUACGCCAACAGUGCCGGAGUCCCGUCCCUCAACGCCGCCCUGCUGCACACCUUGCAGCGGCACCGAGACAUCCUGCAGGACUACACACACGAAUUCCACAAAACCAAAGCUAACUUCCUGGCCGUGCGGGAAAGAGAGAAUCUGAUGGGUUCAGUCCGGAAAGAUAUUGAGUCGUAUAAAAGUGGCUCCGGGGUGAACAACAGGCGGACGGAGCUGUUCCUGAAGGAGCACGAACACCUGCGGAACUCCGACCGGCUGAUAGAAGAAACGAUAAGCAUUGCCAUGGCGACGAAGGAAAACAUGACUUCGCAGCGCGGGGUGAUGAAGUCCAUACAGAGCAAGAUGAACAGCUUGGCCAAUCGCUUCCCAGCCGUGAACAGCUUGAUACAACGGAUCAACCUCCGGAAGCGGCGGGACUCCCUCAUCCUGGGCAGCGUCAUCGGCAUCUGCACCAUCUUCUUGCUCCUGUACGCCUUCCAUUGAUGGAUGCUUUGCGCAGAGACUUCCGGUUUCCGGGCGCCCCCGCCCCGUCCAGGAGGGCCCUGGCAGGCGACGGGGCUGCUCUGGCGACCACCGGGGCCGAAGGAUGUGUAGGCAGGCAUUCCUCCCACCCCGCGCCGAGGCCGGCCGCAAGUUCCAGGGCUGGCCCCCGUCCCCUUCUGUAUCGUUCAUCUCAGUUUCGCACCAGUUUGUCCCCGUCCCCCCGACUCAUAAAAUCUCCUUUUCUGUCCCUCUUUCAGCUCCAGCUGAGUCAGACUGAGCAGAGGGUCAGAAUAAACAGGACAUAAAAAUGCAUCCUGCUUAUCAAAGCGUCCUCGGGUGACUCUCUCCCCCCUGCUCUACUUUUCUUUGAAUCAAGCCCUUCGUUCAAAUUUUAUUUUCCACAAGGAAGAUGGUAGCAGAUUAAACCGGGCCCGUGUGGGUUUGUUUUGCAUCCAGCAAAGGUGAUAUUUAUCACUUGAAUGCCAGCUUGGUGCUGGUUGGCAGCCCAGAAACAGUGCAGAAGGAAUCCACCGGGAAUCAGAGGAGAAGACCCUUUCUGUGUGUGGGAGGGAGGGAAUGUAACCCCCCCUUUUGGAAAAUGGGAUUUGGGCAUCUGUCUCAUUUCCAUCAUAUGUCUGCAUAUCGAAUCAAAUUUUCCCUCCGGUGGUUCCAUCGACAGGCCAAACUUUACUCACGGCCUACUCUUUGUUUAAAGAUUCUAUUUUAAUUUAGAUGGAAAUCGUUCUAAAGUGUAUUUUUUACUGUGGGUGACGGUGGUGGGCAAACGGGUGGCCGUCGGGCGUUGGCGUGGACAAAGCUGGUUUGCUAAAUCCCCCCUUGAAAACUUGCAUGGCCCAGAGAAAUCGCUGGGCCAUUUCUCCAUUCAGCAGGUCUGUCUUGAAAACACCCAGGAGCCCCCCUUCCAAAUCUUUCAGCCUCUAAGGAGCAGGAUGAAGCCUUCCUUCCCGGCAUGCGUAACUCUUAACCGUUCUUUUUUCAGAGGUACCCCCGGCCAACAAAGUUAAACAAAUCAACAUAUCAGCACAAGUUCUCCCAGCAACAACCCUGGUAUUCUAACUUGUCAUUCUGGUUCUCUUCUAACAAACACACUGGAUUCCCUUUAAAAAAUAAAAUAAAAAAAUAAAAAACCCGCCCAAGGUAUUAUUUUAAAUCCUUGUGCAAUUCUGACACGGCUUCUCCUGACUCGAAAAAGAAAUCAGCAUUUUUUUUUCAUGUUUAUAUACGUACCACGAGCAGAUAUGGACUUCCACUGUUCCGGUGCAGAAUGCCGGCUUUCUCGGACCGAAUUCCAAAGCUGAUCUAACCGUUGCUUCUCUUUGGGUGUAUAAGGCAAUUUACUGUGAGUGCUGAUGCAGUUGGGGGUACAAGGAGGAGAAAAAUGUGAUUUAAAUCUCGUGUGUCUAAAGGAUGGACGGACGGUUGGUUGGUUGACUCUACGGAAUAUCUCCAGUUUCACAUAAACUUGUUAGUGAGCUGUCUGAAAGCAGCAACAGUGAAGAUAAAAAGCUAACAGUGAUUUAUUGCCACAGCUUUUGUGUUAAGAGCUCUCUCUGGGCUCUUAUUUUCUUCUCUCUUUCUGGACCCCAGAUGGGUGACUGUACUCUGUCGAGACGGAAAGAAUUCGGUUGCUUUCUGUAACAGGACAAGUAGGUUCAAUGCUAUUCCUAAAUAAAAUGCCUUUAUUUAAUCUUA